This is a messenger RNA of Mytilus trossulus (common blue mussel), 807 nucleotides long. RefSeq names its product actin-related protein 2/3 complex subunit 5-A-like. Bases 64 to 516 code for a protein of 150 amino acids. Gene Ontology annotation, molecular function: actin filament binding. Gene Ontology annotation, cellular component: cytoplasm; actin cytoskeleton; Arp2/3 protein complex. Lineage: Eukaryota; Metazoa; Mollusca; Bivalvia; Mytilida; Mytilidae. The transcript is spliced from 4 exons. Gene Ontology annotation, biological process: cell migration; regulation of actin filament polymerization; Arp2/3 complex-mediated actin nucleation. The record is from RefSeq and is a predicted model, not a curated record.
CGGAAAUAUUGACUGUAAAUUUCCGGGGUGUGAGUUUACUUCCUUGUUUCCCAAGACUGAAAGAUGUCCAAGUCAGGCAAUUCUAGAGCUUUUCGUAAAGUUGACGUGGACCAGUUUGACGAAGAUAAAUACGAAGAACAAGAUGAUGAGAACGAGCAGAUUUCUGGCCCGAAUGAGUCGGAUGUUAACGCUCUUUUGGCACAAGGAAAGAACAGUGAUGCCUUAAAAAGUGCACUGAAAAAUGCACCAGUUGGAAGUAAAGAUCAAAAGUUAAAAAAUAAAGCUGUGCAAUUAGUGACAAGAGUCCUGACAUCUUUUAAGUCAAAUGAAAUUGACUCGUGUGUGAAAUCUUUAGAUACAGUGACAUUAGAUUUACUUAUGAAAUAUAUAUAUAAAGGAUUUGAAAACCCAUCAGAGGGAAGCAGUGGUGCACUUUUAACUUGGCAUGAAAAGGCUUUUGCUUUAGGUGGUUUAGGAACAGUUAUGAGAGUUUUAACAGACAGGAAGUGUGUAUGAAAACAUGACAAAAUACAUUCUAAAAAAAUUUAUAUGAGCGCAGAAACUCUGAUAUAUUUUAUAGAUAUGAACAAUUUUAUUACAAAUACUUAUGUUAUGACUGAUAUUUGAGAACAAAAAGAAAUCAAGUUGUUCCAGUGCCAACUGUAACAUUCAAUAUGUACAUAUGUCCUGUAUGUAUAUGUCAGGUUUUCUGUAGACUACCCAUCUACUUCAUUAUUAAAAGUAUAUACAUUACUAGAAUUAUGCACUGCUGAGAAUUUUUUUUAUUAAUAAAUAACGUAAAAAAUC